Molecule: messenger RNA, 1265 nt
Organism: Hypomesus transpacificus
Lineage: Eukaryota; Metazoa; Chordata; Actinopteri; Osmeriformes; Osmeridae
Product: protein FAM124A
Exons: 1
Source: RefSeq, a predicted model, not a curated record
UGCUUCCUAUCCCAGGUCCAGGGCGCCCGGUCUAAACGCUGGAACACAGACGGUCAGGGCGGACACCUUGUGGACGACUCCUCCCCCGCCCCUUCCCCUCCGCCCAGCGAGCUGGUAGCAGCUCCGCCCCAGUCCAACCUGUUAGGCCGCGCCCCCGUCUCCACCCGAACCCGGCGCUACCACCGUCAGUCUCAGAUCCGGACGCAGAACCACGAGCCCAGGCUCCUGGCCUGCCAGGCUUCCCAGACCUCCCUGCCUCUGGCCUGGGAGGAGGGCGAGGCGGGGGACGACUGGGCUCCACAGCGCCACCCGGAGGCCUGGAGGACACAAUGGACCAGCCACCGCGCCAGCUCCCUCUUCUCCCUGCCCACCACUCCGGGCCACGCCCGCUCCGCCUGCCCCUCCCCCGGGGCCCCGCCCAGCCCCCCAGCCCAUCGCCACACCCUCCCCCACUCCCGCAGCGCCUCCCUGGUCCCACCCUUCCGCCUGAACGUGGACGCUCUGAUUGGCGCGGAGGAGACGGACGUGGACACUGGGAUGACGGUGGACACUGGCAGCAUUGUGGACCUAUCGGUGGUGUCCGCUUAUAACAAGCCCCGCCUCUCGCAAACGCCCCGCCCCGUAUCUGCCCCACCCGAAGACGUUGGACCAGUUCCCCCCGGGCCCGUCGUAACCAAGACAGCGACGUUAGGCCGGCCUCCGAUCCCCAUGAGAACCAGCAGCCUCUCCUCCAAGAGCAUGCCUGCUACCCUGCAGCGGUCCCGCCCCCAAAGUACAUGCCUGCCAAUGAACGGGCAUCUCACAUGGAGUGACAACUCCCUCAGCCAAUUGGACAGCAACAAGACCAGCAAUGGGGAGGUGAAGCAGAACAGCGAGGAUGAUCAGGAGUUUUACAUUUAAAAGGCAGUGGAGUGGGUUAGAGAUUAGAGACCAGUGAAGACUGUUUCUGUAGAAGUCUCAAUUAAAGACAGAAUUCCAGAGGCAGUUCAAACACUUAUUUAUGUGAUCGUAUGAUCGUUUUUUGUGUUUAUCUAUGUUUCUGUGGUGUGUGGAUACGAUGAAUUAAUAUUAAGUAAAUAUAUGGUUUUAGUUUUCGUCGACAGGUAUAUGUAUUGUGAUAAAAUACUUUUGGUUGUCUGUAUAGCACAAAUUAAAGUAUACUUUUCAGACAUAAAUACUGAAUCUCUCUCUGAAUCUGCACCGAUGCCAUCACGUUCAGGCAGCAAAACUAAACUAAAAGGCCGGUAGGUAUUAAAAUACCUGCA